Molecule: messenger RNA, 5289 nt
Organism: Sardina pilchardus (European sardine)
Lineage: Eukaryota; Metazoa; Chordata; Actinopteri; Clupeiformes; Clupeidae
Exons: 2
Coding region: 600-4745 (1381 amino acids)
Source: RefSeq, a predicted model, not a curated record
UUCUGUCUCCCUCUCUGUCACCCACGCAGAUUUUUGCCUACUUGUGCCAGACAACAUCACUAAUAACAAAGCCUCUCUGGCAGUGCGGGUGAAAGGCGUAAAGGAAAAUGGAAACACUUCAGACAACCAUCAGCCACAUCGGGGAGACGGCACCUUACAAAAAGCCUCAAACAGGCGAAAAGAAGCGGAGAAGUAUUGACAGUCAACCAGAGGAAUCAAAUUAUGUGGAUCUGAACAAUCUUUUGGAUAUGAAAUCGGAUGGCACAAAAACCGUCAAAGUCACUUUUACGGGUGAGGGGAAUCAGCUGGCAAUAUUCAAAUGUCAGAGUGACACGUCAACCGUGGGUGACGGAAGCCCUGGCAAACGCAAGGAAAAAGGCAAUAUCACAGAGACUCCCUCUAAGGACUGUCACCAGGAUCACUCGAAGGACGCCAGGGUGGGACAGCGUGACAGCGUAAACUCUUCACCGACUCCCGACGAUGAGAUUUCAAUCGCUGACAUGCCUACCACGGAGACUGACCCUCAAACCGAUCUUAUCCUGCAAGAUUAUAAUCCACAAAAUGUUUCUUGCGAAAGCGAGGAGCUGCGCUAUACGGACAUGUACUUGAAUAGCCAGAGUGAGUCGGAAGAUGGCUCCAGCAGCGUGGUCUUGUCUGAUCAAUGUACUCUCAAUACCUUUGCAGAUGAAUCCCAUUAUAUCACAACGCACGAAAUUCAAUUGACUGAGUUAGACCAUGAUGUGGACAACGAAAUUGGCCGUGGGCCUUGCUGGGAUUAUGAGGAUACGAAUCUUGUGUACUCAUUUGUGGAUUAUGCAUCGUUUGAGAGCGACGAGACGACGGAGGGGACAUUGGUUAUGGAUGGAAGAGUUUGUAAAACAAAAAUCACCAAAGCGCACUCGGUUACUGCGGGCCAAUGUGGUACUGGCGGAACAGCUGUCAGCACUGAAAGCGAUGUGUGUGAGUGUGACUCGGACAAAUGUGCGAGCUCAGAUGAAAGCGUGUGUAAAAACCCCAAUGGUGGCGAGAGCUCGUCGGGGCAAAUUCACCUGUCGAUCAAAACGUCCUCCAGGAAUAUAAACGAGUCCAACAAUUUCCCCCAGAAUGAAAACAUCUGCUAUCAUGCCCGACGCACCGGCGAGAGGAGUCAGUACAUUUUCAGGGGUUCGGACUCGAGCCGGGAGGCCCUGUUUGACCGGGCGCACUAUUUCAUCCCGGCACCCGGCCGCCAGCACUUGGCCCCUCAAUUAAAAGGAAAAGAUUUUAACGAAUACUCUAGUGGUGCUUCAAGCUCAGUUAGUGAGCUAGAUGACGCCGAUAAGGAGGUUCGCAAUUUAACAUCUAAAUCAUUUAGGAGUUUGGCAUGUCCUUACUUUGAUGCCAUCAAUUUGAGCACGUCUAGUGAAUCGUCUCUGUCAGAGCAUGGGAUAGACUUUAACAAGUGGUCAGCUUUUAUGGAUCUGAAUUAUAAUAACAUGGCCCAAGGACACGAGAAACGUCUGAUUUCCCACAGAAGUUCAACGUUUGAGGUGAACAAGAAUGCACAGUGCAAAACCAUAAAUGGCGUGUCUAAUUUAAAAGGGCCUCAAGCAAAGACAUGUUCCCACAACAAUAACAAGCCGCCCCGGUCGAAUAUCCGAAAUGACUCUUCUGCUUCAAAGAAAAUUGAAAUCAGAGGACAAUAUGAUAAUCAAGGUCAGGGCGAAAUGAUUACUCUGACAGAGACAUUAAACUUUAGCUGUAAUGUUGAAGCGGGACAACCAACGCGUAAAAGGCGCGCAAAAUGCGUAGAAAAUACCGCAGGAUCACGUUCCGGGGAUGAGGUUACCAGCAUCAUGCCAUCGAGGCCAGGGAGCGAGGCUGCCAGCCCACACAUUGACUGCGGGGACGCCAUGGAGGAUACACACAAGAAAGCCAUUUUUGCCUCAAGUCUGCUAAAAAAUGUAAUCUCGAAAAAAAUGCAGUUUGAGCAAGAGCGCAAAAUGGAGAGGGGGGAGAUACGUGACACACACCCAGCUCAGUCACCUUGUUUCCAGACAAAAGACUCAGACACAUCAAAAGAGUCCGUCCAGUGUGAGGUUUUGCAAAGACAAACGUCUGAAACAGAUUCAGGACUUGUUGCUCUCAAUGAAUUGGGCGACGUAGUAGAUACUUCGUCAAAUAUCGACCCUAAGGAGCCGCAUGAACAACGCGCAACGGUUUCCACAGCGGAAUCCACCCCGGACUGUCAUCCUGAUGACGGUGCGUGUAAGUCUAACAAGGAUAUGUGUGAAAGUAAGAAGGUGCUUGCUCAGAGUCAGAACAGUGCCUUUAAAUCCUGGAAGGACGGUGAACUAAGUGUUGAUAUAGAAUCAGGGAAUGACAGAGAGGAACAGAGUGUAGAAAUAUCUUCUCCGACACCCGAGGUUUCGGAGCAGAAGGAGAGCCAGUCAGUGAGCGCCAAAUCAACUAAAAUGUCACACUUGUAUGUACCAAGCUCACAGCUUCUCUCCAAAGACAGGGAGGGGGAACAACAGACUCAAAGUAAAAAUACACACGAUGCCGUCAUGGAGCAGGGAGAGGGCGAGCGCACAGACAAUAACUCUAGCAACCCUCUGAGUGCCAAGGAUACCUCUGCAAUAUCACAAGCCAAAAAGGCACCUGAAAUCAAAAUACGAUUACGUAGCGUUAAAGAAAACAAGAAAAAUCCCUUCAACAUAGCCAGUCUACUAACCCCCAAAAUCGGGUUCAGCACCACAUAUCCCCCCAAACCAGCGUCUGAAUCCAAAUGUCAGAUGCUCUCGCAGUCAGAGAAAAUUCCCCAUUUUACAGUUCGGGACAUUAGAGAGACCAAGGGGAAGUUCCAAACACCAAUUCACCAAGUGCGCGACGUGCGUAAACUGGUCAAAAGUUCCUAUCGGUUUGUGUCACUAGAAAAUACUGAAAACAAAGCAGCUACAUCAGCUUCUCUGUUGAGAGAAGAUAAAGUUGGCAUAUUUAAGAAGGAACCGGACAAAAAGCCUUCUCAAUCACCUAUUGUUAUUAAAUGUCAAUCUGUAAACACAAAUAAUUUAAGUAAGCCACACAGCAGUGUGGCCGAGGCAUCAAAAAGAGGACAAACAGAAUGCGCAUCAGAGUCCGAUAGGUUGUCACCAAAACAUUUGUCCGACUGCAUUAAAAGCGAAAGCGUAUUUGCAAAUCGGUCUAUGGGUAGAACUCCGUGCGUAAAAACGCCCUACAGUGACCAAACCGAAUCAAAAAUGGAAACGAAAGCUGCGAAACAAAGGCAAGAUAAAACAAUCGAAAACAUGGAAAAGAAAUCUGAGUGUAAAGUAACAAAUCAGGCUGCCCUGGAAAAGUUAAAAGCUGCUGUUAAAACAAUGGAGCAGCUUUAUGUUUUUGACCGAAACGAAUGGAAGCGCAAGACGCAGGCGCCGCGUCCGGUCACAGACAGCCACGUGCUAUCACUCAUUACCAGCGAAGAACAAGGCGGGCCAUCUAAAACGGAAUCUGAGGAUGAUCUUGGCAAAAGCACUGAAUACGAGAGGCCAGUGAGCUCCGUAAUAAAUCCGCCCGUAUUGGCCAGUACUCUGCAGACAGGUGUGGCCCAAUCAACUGAAUAUAAGGCGAAUCUCAAAUCAGCCGCAUGUAGCCUAGAAGACAUUAGUUCAAGUAAAACAUCAGCUGUCCAUGGCGAGCGGUUCAAUAACAAAUGUGUGUUUAAUUUUGCCAGCAGCUCAAAAGCACCUGCCUCUAGUGGCCCAGCAAAAAUUAGUGUUAGACAGACUCUCUCUGUUCCGCAGGGUGUCUCAACCAGCAAAACUAUAGCUCCUAAAUUUCCAAAAGCCCCACUGUCCUUAAAAAUCACUCCCCCAAAAAGAGAAGCAGAGGAAAAGGUGGCAGCCAAAAGUUCUGAAGCCGUCCUCCAGGCCCAGCCCAUCAAACCUGCACUGGCAGAGACUGAGAACUACCUGACCAUCCCAGUCAGAGCUUGCACCACAGACACACCAGCAACCUCCGUGGCCUCUAAAGCCCCCAGCCACAGCCAGCAGCAGCAGCCCCUGCAGCGCUCCCCCAUCAUCAUGGAGUCAUGGGCUCCAGACAGCCCCACUAGCACUACCAUCUAUCACCAUUCCCUCCCCAUCCCCUUGACUGCUACUGGGCCUCAGGUCCUGUGCAUCUCACCCUCCCUGGUGCCUACGGUGGCCGAGCCCAUGCAGCAGCUGCAGCAGCUGCAGCAGCAGCAGCAGACCCAGAAGAAGAUGUUGCUGGACCCCACCACAGGCCACUACUACUUGGUGGACACGCCGGUGCAGCCGGCCACCAAGAGGCUGUACGACCCCGAGACGGGUCAGUACGUGGAUGUGCCCGUGCCCCCUCCGCAGCCCCUCACGCCCGUCCCCGUCCCCAUGCCCAUGUCCCCCCUGGCGCUCAGCCCCGGCGCCGCCUUUGCCCCCACGUACAUGAUCUACCCCGGCCUGAUGGCCUCCCCCACAGCCUUCACCACCCAUUCCCUCUCGUCCUCCACGCAGUCCGAGGGGGACGGAGAGAGAGUGCAGGGCAGAGACUCGGGGGUGCGGGCGGGCGUGGGGCUGGGCAGCUCGUCCGGCACACACCCUCCGGAUCACUCCCGUGGGGGCGGCGGGAUUUCCGUCGGCCCUGGAGGGAAGCCUGUCAUCAGCAUCACAACACAGCAAGGCCCUCGCAUCAUCGCCCCACCCUCCUUCGAUGGAACCACCAUGAGUUUUGUCGUGGAGCAUCGAUAACUGGUUUCCAACUUGAUCUCUCCCUCUGUGGAAUGUCGACUGCUUCUGUACAUCAUUUUGUUCAUCUGUUUUACCGUCUGAAAAAAAAAAAAAUGUCUACAGUCUUGUCUACUUGUAUUCCCAGACAGAACUUGAUCCAUUCUACACCAUGUUUCCUGUCUAAAUGCUUGUUUGUUGAAUUGUUCAGGAGUCAUACCAGCUUAUCAGUGAUUCCCUGUAUAAAACGAUACCCUGCGGGGUAGUGCACUUUCUCUGUGUAUAGAGUAGAUGGUCAUUGUUUGAAGAUGUAGAAGUGAAGUUGGUGCUGUAGAAUUAUAGGUUCUGAAGGAAAUGUACUCAACUUCACUGCUUUUUCUUUCUGUAAAAGUAAACAAGGUCGGCAUCCCAUUGUUGAUCGACAAGCCAUGAAUCAUAUACACAGACAAUUUUGAAUUUUGAAUUAGUUGUAUGUGUGACUGUUGAGUAGGCGUGUGCCACGUGAGACUUUGUGAAUUGGUUGUAUGGAUAGCACAGAAUGUUGAAAUAUAUUAUCUUUAUACAGAAA